This is a messenger RNA of Rhizophagus irregularis DAOM 181602=DAOM 197198, 668 nucleotides long. The record is from RefSeq and is a predicted model, not a curated record. NCBI's taxonomy places the organism in Eukaryota, Fungi, Glomeromycota, Glomeromycetes, Glomerales, Glomeraceae.
CGCAUCUCCCGCUGAAAUGACCAAAAUUACUUUUAACUGUAUCGUUAAAGAAUCUCCUGAGAACAUUUUUAAUGUUACCGUUAAUAAGAAGGAAAAUGUUCUCGACCUUAAGGACGCAAUCAAAGAAAAAUUACUGGAUACAUUUCGUAAGGUAGAUACCAUCGGUAUUACAGUAUGGUUCGUGGAAAUCGAACAAGAUGAUAAGAGGCUAGAGCAACUCAAAGAGGAAGACAAAUCCGUUGUAGAUGUGUUUUCCGGAGAAAAAGAAACAUGCGAGGCCAAACAAGUGCUUCUUCCAGUUGAACACUUUCUUAAGGACUUUAGAAAUGCUGGCGACAGCAAAUUCAUUCAUGUUAUUGUUCAAGGCAUAGAAAAGUGGUGUUCUACAUGCGAUAUCUCAUUUAGGGAUAACGAUCUUUUGGCUUAUCAUGAAUUCGAUUAUAAUCACAUUAUUCAUUCUGGUGGAAUCCCAAAACCUGUAAAAAAGCGGGCCAAGGGUAGGAAGCGUGAAGACGAAAUCGAUGAUGAUGACGAUGAGGAUGAAGAAGAUGAAGAAUUAUCCAAUGAUAUGAACCUUUAAGAUUAUUUGCAUCUCGGUAUAUUCACAUUUUUUGUAUGCUAUAAGCCGGCGCCCGGGCCCGGCAACGAUUUAUUUUAUUAAAUAAAGC